GAAGAGGUUUUCGAUUGGAGCGGAGCUGAAGGGUAAAGGAAUUCAUUAAUGCAAAUCAAAUUUACGCUGAUGAGCGAACGAAGCGAGCUAGCGAGCUACGGAGGUAAUCUCGGUGUCUCGCGAAGCCGUACGGAAUCCGUGCACGAGGAGAAAAUAAGGUAAUCGAUAUCGAUACCGAUUCACCCUUCUUGGGCCAAACGAUAGCGCAGUUGAGGGAAAGAUAAAACGAACACCCACCGAAUGACGCUCCCGACGAAUAAUCGCGAAUAGCACGUUUUCCCCCGUGAUAGGCACCAGGGGGAAUCGCUCGUUAACGAUAACGAAUCGACCACAAGGUCAGCCUACUACUUGAAUCGCGCUUUAGAACCAACGUGUACCACAAGCAGAAAAGGACUUGGUGUGUAAGGCUGCAUCGCGUUCACUCAUCUGCUUCAAGGCUGUUUAGACGUGUUUCGAUAAAUUUAGAAAGCAGAGAAAAAAAAACCCAAACAAAACAUAUAAUCACUGCCAUAUGCACCAGUAGCACCACGACCACCGCCGCCGCCGCCUAACAGCCUUGUGACCGCGCAGCAACACGUUCAACGGCCAAUCAAUCGAUAAUGACAAAAUAGCUCCACACCCCAAAGGCCCCAUAAAGGUCAAAUUCAGCGAACGCGAUAUUGAUGCACAUGCACCAGCCACCCAUCGGUGCGGAUCAUAGUCAUAGCCGUGCGCGAGGAGCCACUCCGUAUUUCUCUCUCCGUUCGAAGGUGGUCCGCGAAACGUUGAAGGUCUGCACGAAGUCUGCACGCAUCCUCACCUGACCGUUGUGGCCGUUGGCACACAUCGGUACGAAGCGGUCAAAAGAGUUCAUAAAAAUGUGUUCCACGAGUGGCAGUACGUUCACUACGAUUACCACUACCACUACCACUACAUCGAUCGCCGUCCUUGGUGUGUUAGUCGUGCUCCUAGCGCUAGCCACCGACCGUAGCCUUUGCAGCGCACUCCAUCCAACCGACAACAACAACAGCAACAACAACAACAACACCGUGAGCAGUACGGUCAAUAGCGUCACCAACGACCUUCCCGAGAACGCUAGUAGUGUCAGCGACAGCAGUAGUAACAAUUGGAGUAAUAGUAGUGGCGGCAGUAGUAGUAGUACCAGUACCAUUAGUAGUAAUUCUAUCGAUGGAGUGGCGGAUGGUGAAGCAACGACGUCACCGGUACCGCCAUUAGCACCACGACAGGGCAACAAAAGUUCAAGAUCCGGUGCACGGUUAAAGGAUGGUUACGGUUGGCCAACGCCGGAAGGCGGACAGAUACCGCUGGAGCGGUUACCGUCCAAUACGCUGCUCAAGUACACCGCCUACAAGGACGUCUCGAUACUGCACUUCCGCAUCCCAACCGACACCCGGACGGCAUUGUUCAGCUUCAAGGCGUACGAGGAAUCCAAAGGUGCCUUUCAGCGUAACUGCAAACCGAACGAUAUCACGCUGCACCUGAAGGCGGGCAGCUAUCCGGUCAUCAGCCCCGAGAACAUCACCUUCCCGAAGCACUUUCUCGACGCGGACGAACGAUUCGAAAUACACAGCCUGCAGUUCAAAUCGGACAGCAGCACACGCCGAUUAAGCAUCGAUGGGCCGCACCCGGGCAAUUGGUUCGCCGUGGCCUUUAUCAGCUGGACCGAUCCGAACAACGAGCGCAUCGAGCAGCAAGGACUGGCUGCAUCCUGUGAAACGCUGCUGAUGUCCGAGAUGGCGGUUGUUCGUGUCACUCCUCAGAUCCUGCACGUCGGUAUGCGGCACCCGGGCACACUGGCAAUACCGGUACGACCGGAGAUGGUCGCGACCAACCAGAGUGAACCCAACACGUACAAGUUCUUCGUACCGGCUGGUGUGGCGAUUGUCACCUGGCGCCUGCACAUCACCGACGCCUGCCUCAACUGUACCGAUGUGACGUUCUUCGUGCAGGCGCACGGUUUACCGACGGGACGCGAUUACCUACAGAAUGCGCUCAUCUGCCCGAACCAAACCGGUGACGUCAGUAUCGAUUUCUAUCCGCACGAAAGUGCCUGGCAUUACGUGGAUCUGGAUUUUCUGCGGUCCGAGGAGAAGCAGGCACCAGCUAGUAGUACUAACAAAAACGGCACAGUGACGGUUGCCCCAACACCACCACCACCACCGGCAGCGAAUAGGUCACUAGAGGAAGAGCAAGAGGAGCAGGCAUUGGAGCAGGAAGUAGAGUACCUUCGCUUUACGAUCGAGCUGAUCUAUCACAUGCUCGAGGACGACGGUAGCAGUAGCGAGCGUACCGGCAACGAUCUGUCUCCCUCUGUUGAACCCCUGGCGACCACCGAUGGAGUGGGCAGUGAGAUGACGAAAUCGCUACCAAGUCGCGCCUUCGAUCGGUACCCGGUACUACGGCAGACGUACCGAGAGUUCUUCAUGUUCGACUACGAUUUGCUCCCGGACGUGAACGGUACGGUACCGGUGACGCUCAAUCUGACCUCCGGUAUGCCCGCCCUGAUGAAGUUCGACGUUAACGAUGUGUACGAUAUCGGUGGUACGCUCAGCUUCGCGGUAGCCAUGCGGCAGGACCUAAAGGCGAGCCUGAUCGAUGCGCGGCACCAGGAAUCCACCAACGAGCACGCGGGUGUCGUCGCCGAGAAGUUGGUCGAUGUACAGGAGGAAGAGUUUAUACCCGAGCUACCGGUCACCAUGACAACCGCUACCACGACGACGACAACGACGGCGACAACAUCUACAGUGGCGACUUCGAUUGCGGCAAGCACUACUGCAAGCACCACGACCCCUGGCUCACCGUCGUCGUCGUCGUCGUCAUCUUCGGGCCACGCAAGCGCCAACAGUAGCGCCGGUAAAGCGAACCAAACCGUGAUCGUGUGCCUACGGCUAGAGGAACCGGGUAUACCGACCUGGCCGGACAAGUGUGUGUACGGUCGGCACAUCUACCCGGCCGCAAUCGUCAUCAACAAUACGGAUGCCGACACGAACACGGGCCUGGUGCAUGUCCCGUUUCCCGAACCGGGCAGCUGGUACGUGACGCUCGGACUGUUCUGCCACGGUCCCGAUCUAACCGCCCGGACGACGAUCAUCGACAGUGUGAAGGAUUUUAUCCGUACCUAUCGUGGUUCGCUGGAAGCGAUGCGAUCGCCCUGCUCCUGUGCCGAUCGGCUCGCCUACUACCGUACGUGCGUCGCCGACGAGCACUGUCUUGGGGCGCUCAACGAAACGGAAACACUGAAAAUCAAAGAGUGUCUCAUGGACGCCAAAUGCAGCGGCAGUACGGCACAAUCGGAGCGAAUGGCUCGCCGGUUCGAGCUGCACCACAAGUACGUGACGGAGCAGAGUGCUAGCGGCGGUGGUACGAUCGGUAACCCGGAGUGUAACUCGAGUGUCGUGUUCACCAUCUCGAGCAGCCCUUGUGUGGCCGGUCGGUGUGGCAGAUUCGGUCGCUGUUAUCACUACAUGUCCGGUGGAUUCGUCUUUUCCACCUGUCUCUGUCUGCGCAACUAUCGAGGGUGGGAUUGUACCGAGGACUCACAGGUACCGUCCAGUGCGUCCAUUCUGCUCGCUUCGCUUCUGCUCACGCUCUCCAAUCUACUGUUCCUACCGAGCAUCUACUAUGCGGUCAGGCGUGGCUACCACAGUGAAGCGAUCAUCUACUUCUUCGCCAUGUUCUUCUCCGCGUUCUACCAUGCGUGCGAUUCGGGCGAGGAAGAGUUCAGCUUUUGUCUGGUGAAGAUCGGGGUGCUACAGUUCUGCGAUUUCUACUGUGGCCUGCUGGCCAUCUGGGUGACGCUGAUCGCGAUGUCGAACGUGCGGCACCAGCUCGUCUCGCUGCUGCACGUACUCGGUGCUAUUUUGCUUGCGUUCGGUACCGAACUGAACAAGCAGUCACUGUGGGUGUUCUUGGCACCGGCCCUCACCGGCAUCUGUCUCAUCUCGGUCAGCUGGGGUCUACGGUGCCGCAAGACGAAACGGUGCUUUCCGUCCCGUAACUAUCUAGCGCUUUACCUACCGGUCGGCAGUGUGCUGGUGAUGGUGGGGCUCGUGUGCUUCGCCUUUCUGCAGACGAAACAGAACUAUCACAUCGUUCACUCGAUCUGGCACAUGGUGAUGGCGCUCAGCAUUCUCUGCCUGCUGCCGGAUCGCAAAACCUUCCACCCGAAGUGCUAGCAU
Molecule: messenger RNA, 4178 nt
Organism: Anopheles darlingi
Lineage: Eukaryota; Metazoa; Arthropoda; Insecta; Diptera; Culicidae
Exons: 5
Coding region: 858-4175 (1105 amino acids)
Cellular component (GO): plasma membrane
Source: RefSeq, a predicted model, not a curated record